CACAAGAAGGAUCCGCGAUUAGUGGUCUCUGCGGGUAACGAUGGUUUCGUUAGGGUAUUCAAUGCAGACACGGGUGAAGUGCAAGGGGCGGUACAGCUUCAACAUCAAAAUGACAAAGUGCGUGGAGUUGCGUGGUCUGAAGUACGUCCGGAUCUAUUGGCAGUACAAUAUUAUCAACAUCCAACCGAGUUUCUUUCUAUCGAAGGUGGUAGCGAGGUAAGUAUUAAGCAGUUUUAUUGGUAA
Molecule: messenger RNA, 243 nt
Organism: Strongylus vulgaris
Lineage: Eukaryota; Metazoa; Nematoda; Chromadorea; Rhabditida; Strongylidae
Source: the annotation of a GenBank genome assembly